AUGCUGCCAACUGCCGUUCUGCUCGUCUUGGCGGUGUCUGCGGUCGCUAGAGAUAACACCGCGUGUGACGGCUCGUGCGGGUUGCGGUUCAGGCAGAUCCAGCAAGGGGGCGUGCGAAUCAUCGGCGGGCAGGCCGCGGCGCUCGGGGCCUGGCCCUGGAUGGUCAGCCUGCAGAUCUUCACGCAGCACAACAGGCGGCGGUAUCACGUGUGCGGGGGCACCUUGCUCAACUCGCACUGGCUGCUCACCGCUGCUCACUGCUUCCGGAGCAACAACAAAGUUACCGACUGGAGGCUGAUUUUCGGAGCCAAGGAAGUCGUGUGGGGAAGCAAUAAGCCAGUGAAGCCGCCUCUGCAGGAGAGAUUCGCCGAGAAAAUCAUCAUUCACGAGGACUACUCCCCAGGCUCGGAGGCAAACGACAUCGCUCUCAUGAAGAUCACCCCUCCUGUCCUCUGUGGGCACUUCAUUGGACCCGGCUGCCUGCCCCAGUUUCGGGCAGGCCCACCCAGAAUUCCCCAGACAUGCUGGGUGGCUGGCUGGGGAUUCUUAAAAGACAAUGUCCCCAGGACAUCACCUACACUGCAGGAGGCACGUGUGGACAUCAUCGACCUCGACUUAUGUAACUCGACUGGGUGGUACAAUGGGCGCAUUCGUUCAACCAAUGUGUGCGCAGGGUAUCCUGAAGGCAAGAUUGACACCUGCCAGGGGGACAGCGGCGGGCCGCUCAUGUGCGAAGAGAGCGUGGGAAAGCGCUACGUGGUCGUGGGGAUCACAAGCUGGGGGGUAGGCUGUGCCCGAGCUAAGCGCCCUGGAGUCUACACGUCUACCUGGUCCUAUCUGAACUGGAUUGCCUCCAAGAUUGGUUCUAACGCUUUGCACAUGGUUCAGUUGCCCCCCCCUCCCCCUCCUCCUACUCCAGCACCUCCCGCUAAACCCGCCUCCACUCAGCCUUCUAUUCGCCCACCUUGGUACUGGUGGAGUGUACCAGUGCGUCGCCCAACUCCCUCCCAGAGCCCCGCUGCAGUGGCCCGACCCCAACCUGCAGGUCCACCGCCUCCGCCUCCCCCUCCCCCACCUCCCCCUCCCCCACCGCCCCCUCCCCCGCAGCCCCCCCCUCCCCCUCCCCCACCCCCACUGCCACCUUCCACUAAACCUCCCCGAGCACUUUCUUUUGCCAAGCGACUACAGCAGCUCAUAGAGGCCUUGAAGGGCAAGGCCUUUUUUGACAGAAAGGGCACAUAGGAAAUGGAGGCCACAGACAUCCCAGAGCAGCCUGCCUCCUUCUGAUCUGAGCCCCUUCUCAACGGACCCAGUGAACCCCUCGCUCCUGAGGAAAAAAAGAUGAAAUAGAUGAUUAUAAAUACAAAUAUAAAUAUAUGUACAUAAAGAGAUGCUUUCUGGACUUCUUCCUGUCUGCCCUCCCCAGCUCAAUCCCUCAUCUCAACUACCUUGCCUCCUCCGUUCACCGCCCGACAAGUUGGAAUUGCUUGUAUUGAUGAUGUCAGUUGUGGGUCUUUUUAAAUCUUGAUUUAAAAAACUAGAACAAGGUGACCUGGGGCUGUGGUCCAGGUAGUCAUUUGGCGCUUAGUGUCUCUGCAUAUUAAAUCAACGGGCCUCCCAGCUCCCGUGAGGUGAGCUGACUAGAAAUGAAGGGUGUGCAUCCCAGUCUGCUGGAAGCCAUG
Molecule: messenger RNA, 1682 nt
Organism: Kogia breviceps (pygmy sperm whale)
Lineage: Eukaryota; Metazoa; Chordata; Mammalia; Artiodactyla; Physeteridae
Gene: ACR
Product: acrosin
Biological process (GO): proteolysis; acrosome reaction
Cellular component (GO): acrosomal vesicle
Molecular function (GO): serine-type endopeptidase activity
Source: RefSeq, a predicted model, not a curated record